AUGAACCUGACAGCAGAUUUCAAUGAGAAUUACAAAWACUGUUUUGGACUAACAAUCACUGACGAGCCAAAUAAUGUGGAGAAAGCUUCAUUGCUUCUUGUAACUGUUGUUAACUCUCUGGCCGCAGUUUUAGCUGUCUCGCAAAAUUCAAUCAUUAUCUGGACUUUGUUAAGAACCCAAAGCCUCCAUAGACCUUCGUUUGUUUUAUUGGGAUGUCUGGCAUUUUCGGAUUUGACAACAGGUCUACUGUGUCAAACAAGCUGCAUAGCUUAUGCCAUAGUCAAGUAUUACCGCUACUGGAACUACCUUUGUAAAACAACUGACUUUGCGGUCAGCUCGUCGGUUAUUUUAUCUGGUGUUUCAUUUUCUACACUUACACUUAUCAGCAUCGACAGAUAUUGUGCUUUGCAAUUUCAUCUACGAUACAACGAGUUGGUCACCAUUAAUCGUGUUCUUGUCCUCUUCGCUUUGCUAUGGCCAGCUAGUUCAGCUUUAUUAAUUCCUAAAUAUGUUGAAGUGAAAUCCACAAACAUCUUUACAAGUAUUCUAUCAUUCUUCAGUACUGCUUCAAUCUCGGUAAUUUUCUAUUGUUACUGGAAAAUCUACAAAAUCGCACAAAAGCACCGAAGACAAAUUCAUAGCGUAGAAACCUCAACAAGAGCUGGCGCCGAAAACAUUUUAAAAAUCAGGAAAUCCUCGAUAAAUUUCCUGAUAAUAACGAUAGUUUUAUUGCUUUGUUUAACACCAUAUAUAAUAUUCGCAUUGUGUUUUGUUUUUAUUGGAUACAAAGGCUUUGUGGUACCAUUUGGUGAUAUCUCUAUAAGCAUACUAUUACUCAAUGCAUCUAUUAAUCCUGUUAUAUAUGUGUGGCGUYUAGAAGAGCUUCGAAAUGCCGUUCGUCGAAUAUUGAAGAUUUGUUUUAGACAAACCGUGUAAUUAGUUCUCAGGUACCUGCAGAUCAUGUAUUGAAUUUUAUUAAA
Molecule: messenger RNA, 980 nt
Organism: Exaiptasia diaphana
Lineage: Eukaryota; Metazoa; Cnidaria; Anthozoa; Actiniaria; Aiptasiidae
Product: melanocyte-stimulating hormone receptor-like
Exons: 1
Coding region: 1-936 (311 amino acids)
Biological process (GO): G protein-coupled receptor signaling pathway
Cellular component (GO): membrane
Molecular function (GO): G protein-coupled receptor activity
Source: RefSeq, a predicted model, not a curated record